AUGAGUAACAACGACCCAGAGAGGUGCUACAAAUGCAACGAAAAAGGACAUUUUGCUAGGAAUUGCCCUACCCAAAUUCAGGAGGCCGGCCGACGAGGAGCUGGAGGAGAUUGUUUUAAUUGCGGACAGUCGGGACAUUUUGCACGAGAGUGCCCGAACCAGCGUGGUGGUGGACGCUAUUACGGUGGACGCGGUGGUGGACGUUCUGGUCAGAGUGAAUGUUACCAGUGUGGUGGUUUUGGGCAUUUUGCUCGAGAGUGUCCUACAGAACGUCGCGUUGGUGCUGCUGGUGGUGGGAAUCAGAAGUGUUAUAACUGUGGCAGAUUUGGUCACAUUUCACGUGAUUGCCCGGAUUCUGGUUCAGAUCAGUCGAAACGGUGUUAUAAUUGUCAACAAAUAGGGCAUAUCAGUCGUGAAUGUCCGCGUAGUGACCGCAGUGAUUAA
Molecule: messenger RNA, 444 nt
Organism: Brugia malayi
Lineage: Eukaryota; Metazoa; Nematoda; Chromadorea; Rhabditida; Onchocercidae
Product: Zinc knuckle family protein
Exons: 3
Coding region: 1-444 (147 amino acids)
Biological process (GO): positive regulation of cytoplasmic translation
Cellular component (GO): cytoplasm
Molecular function (GO): mRNA binding; zinc ion binding; translation regulator activity
Source: RefSeq, a predicted model, not a curated record